AGCUCUUGGCUGCCUGCGGCUCCCUCGCUCUCCCUCUCUCUCCGGUAGGCUCCACCGAGCGAUGCGAGCUCUGGGAGACAGCGACACCGCCUCCCGCUAGAGACCUGCCCCCCGGCCCGGCCCCCUGCCCAGCCCUGCCCUGCGCGCGGGGGUCGGCGAAGGAGCCGCGGACGCACCGACGGCUGAGGACCCGCGAUGCACAUGCACUAGCAGCACCCCCUCUCUCACUCCCUCCACACCCCGCGCCGCCGCCUCCUCCUCCUCCUCUGGCAGCAGCGGCAGAAGGACCCACCCUGCCCCCCACCCCACCCUCCGCCGGCUCCGGUUGCGGCUCCUGCCUCAACUAUUAUUUUAUUUAUUUUGGGUCGUGCACAAGCCUCAGUGCCUGCAGCCCGCGACUCCACGGACCGCGGGCGCCUCUUUCCUCGGCCCCGGAGCCCCAGACCCCGGCCACCUUCGCGUCGACACCCCUAGAACCCGCCAGCUGUCGCGAGUCUCCGCUGCUGGAAUCUUAGCGGCGGUCUUUUUGGGGGGUUCUGGUUUCCCGACAUUUUUGUUUUCGGCCAAGGGAAGGAUAUCGUGGUUUUUUCCCCUUUGAGCCCAGGCUCUGCUCUCUGGGGGGGGUGGGGGGCGCGCCGAGCCGGGGAGCAGUGCCAGCCGAGUCGUGCGGGCUGUGGCAGGGAAGGGGCCACCAUGGGAUGUACUCUGAGCGCAGAGGAGAGAGCCGCCCUCGAGCGGAGCAAGGCGAUUGAGAAAAACCUCAAAGAGGAUGGCAUCAGCGCCGCCAAAGACGUGAAAUUACUCCUGCUAGGGGCUGGAGAAUCAGGAAAAAGCACCAUUGUGAAGCAGAUGAAGAUCAUCCACGAAGAUGGCUUCUCCGGAGAAGACGUGAAACAGUACAAGCCUGUUGUCUACAGCAACACCAUCCAGUCCCUGGCAGCCAUCGUCCGGGCCAUGGAUACUUUGGGCAUCGAAUAUGGUGACAAGGAGAGAAAGGCUGACGCCAAGAUGGUGUGUGACGUGGUGAGUCGGAUGGAAGACACCGAGCCCUUCUCUGCAGAACUGCUCUCGGCCAUGAUGCGGCUCUGGGGGGACUCAGGAAUCCAGGAAUGCUUCAACAGGUCUCGAGAGUAUCAGCUCAACGAUUCCGCCAAAUACUACCUGGACAGCCUGGAUCGGAUCGGGGCCGCCGACUACCAGCCCACGGAGCAGGAUAUCCUCCGAACCAGGGUCAAAACCACUGGCAUCGUGGAAACCCACUUCACAUUCAAGAACCUCCACUUCAGGCUGUUCGACGUCGGGGGCCAGCGAUCUGAACGCAAGAAGUGGAUCCACUGCUUCGAGGACGUCACAGCCAUUAUCUUCUGUGUCGCGCUCAGCGGCUAUGACCAGGUGCUCCAUGAAGACGAGACCACGAACCGCAUGCAUGAGUCCCUGAAGCUUUUCGACAGCAUCUGUAACAACAAAUGGUUCACAGACACGUCCAUCAUCUUGUUUCUUAACAAGAAGGACAUAUUUGAAGAGAAGAUCAAGAAGUCCCCGCUAACCAUCUGCUUCCCUGAAUACACAGGCCCCAGUGCCUUCACAGAGGCCGUGGCUUACAUCCAGGCCCAGUACGAGAGCAAGAACAAGUCAGCCCACAAGGAGAUCUACACCCACGUCACCUGUGCCACUGACACCAACAACAUCCAGUUUGUCUUUGACGCCGUGACGGACGUCAUCAUCGCCAAAAACCUGCGGGGCUGUGGCCUCUACUGAGCCCCAGCCUUGCCGACCAGCUGCCUGCCUCCCUGCCUGGACUGCCGCCCCGCCCCGCCCCUGGGACCAGAGCUCUCAGACCACUCUCUGCACUUGACCAAGAAGCGCCAGCCACUGGCACCGAGGAGGAAGGAGGAAACCCCUCCGCCAGCCGCCCCUCCCCCAGACACCAGAAGGCGCGGUAACCCAGGGGGUGGGCGGGGAGCCGAGUGCUCCAGCCUCUGGCCUCCGCUUCAUCUCUGAGUGUUGUUUCCUGGGGACAGGGGAGUGGGGGCCGAGGCCACCAUUUGGCCCAGAGUGGGUCUGCACUACACUGGGUGACUCAUACUCAAAGUUGCAAUGUCUCCUCCCAUGUGGGGGCGGCGCUGGGGGCAGGGUGCUGGCUGGGGCUGGGGAGGUGGGGGCAGCCGAGGGGCCACAGGGGCCAUUGCUAGCUGCUCCGGGGGUCUUUCUGGGCGAGUGCAGCUCCGUCACCCAAAGCCAGGGUGGGGCCAGCCCCACCACGUGUGGGUUCUAGGGCUCAGGCUGAGGCCAGUGCCUCCCUCCUCUUUUGGCCUGGAUCUCAGCCUGAGGCACAGGCCCCUCCUUUUCUGGACCAUCGUGGCACACCUUGGAGGUCCCCACUGCCUCCUGGGGACCCCCCGUCCCUGGCUCCUCGGAGGUCUGGAAAUGCUUCUGAGACUUAUUGCAAAGGCAUGUCCCUGAUGGUCGGAGGGGUCUAGUCAAGAAGGAGGUGGGAGGUGGCAGGGGAGGGGAGGCUGAGGGGAAGUUGCUCUGGUGUCGACCCGGAUGGGCGCCUCACCCUCAGUGCUUGCAGGCUCAAGGAUGACCCCUUCACUUUCUCCCCGCACCUGGGUCUCAGGCAGCUGCUCCAGAAUGUGAGUAGGCGUGCUUUUUCUUCUCAAGUUCACAGUGAAUCCGGCUCAAACCAACAGGGCCAGGAAGGGCCCCUCAGGCACCGUGUUCUGAGGUCGAGGAGGCCCAGGGGAGGUGUUGAUGUGGUCCCUGCAGCCAGCACGCCAGCAUCCUUCUGUCUCGGUGAAGAAAACAGAGUUUGUGCAAAGCUGUUGGGGUCCCGCCAGCCCUCAAGGGCAGAGGAAGAAAGACGGAUGGGAGCACCAUCCUCAGGGGCCCAGGCUGGCUCAGACACAUACCCACCACCCCCCUUCUCUGAAGAGAAAGUCCUCGAAUGCCCUGGAGGAGCUUUGCUGCAGAGAUACCAGAGCAGAAAGGGGUGGGGUGCCUUGUUUUGGUAACCCAGGCCCUGGCUGGCCUCGGGCAAUCAGCAUACGUCUCCCUUACACCCAGGAGCCUCCGGUGGGCUAAGGCCACCAGCCAACACUGCAGGCCGGCCCCGUGUGCUUGUAUGGCCGUCGGUCCAAGGGGUCGGAUGUGUCCAUGGUAGGGGAGAGGGCAGCCCCCAGAGGCCUCUGACUCCUUCCUAAGCCCUCUGUGCUCCCUGCCUCCACUCUGGGCUCUCUUCCUGAACUCCCACCAUAGCCCCUGGGCUGCCCCAGGGCCCAGAAGAGCCUCUUGCCAACAGCUCUGGGCUUCGUGGUCCCAGCAGGCACAGAGCUCUGGGUGGUGCACGGGAAACCCAGGGCAUCCUCCCCAUACUCCUUGUCCAGCGCACUUACUGCCGCCCCGUCCCUGUGGGAAGUCGGCAGGCGCCAGGAUGCAGGGACCAACCCCCACCAGCCCAGGCCUACUCGGUUUUGCUUGCCUUAUUGUGCUGGACCUUGCACCAGGUGCUGGGUCGUGGCAGAGGACAGGUCUCUAGAACCAACGGUCUUCGUGUCCUACCCUGAGCAGCCAAGGCCAACGAGGCAAUUUUGUCCAACAGUGAAGACAUAGCAGUUAUUUCCCAGCGUCACUCUACCCUGGAAGUGAUCUGCUGUGCCUCUAACUCUGCCCCGUGACCCCAGACUCAAAAUCAGCCGCCAAGAGGAGGGAUGCUUGGCCAGCCCCACCUCUAAGGCCAUCGCCCUGGAGGUGAAGUCACUGGCCCUCGGGGCCCAUGGCUCUCCUAGGCCAGCCGCCCGCCCGACUGCCCUCCCCUGCGGCACCAGGGGCCUGGAGGGGCAGGUUGCCUAGGGCCUUCCUGUCCUUCCUUGCCCUGGGCUGCCCUGCUGCCGCCUGCAGUGCUCUCACUGUCACACCCCAGCCUGCGUGGGGUCCUUGGCUGUCUAACGGAAGUCCACGAGGAGAGGGCACCCAGGACAAAGUUCCCUCCUUGUCCACUGCGCGUCUCCCGUCCACGCCGUUACUGGUGGCUCCAGCAUGUCCGGGAGGGAUGACUGAGGGUGACAGAUGAUUUUUGGCUCCGUCGUAGGUGUGGAUGUAAGGCGACGAUGUGAGUGAGAGACCAGACAUGGUGUGGAGUGGGGGGAGGAGGUAGUGUCUCUCAUCCACGGUGGCUUCGUGCGUGUCCCCUAGAAGGACCAUGCCUUAAACUCUGCGACUAGUUCUAGUUCAGCAGGCUAAGAGGAAACUGGAUUUCUAGGAGGGGCGCCUUUGCCAAACCCUUGAAAAUCGUGCCUGCCAUUUAGAUGCCUGUGGGCAAGUUCUGUGCCCUGUACCAACUGCCCUCCCAAAAGCCCAGUCUGGGCCUUCCUGCUGAGAAAACUGAGGUUCCCCGGGGCUCAGCCUGACUGGAGGGAGCCGUGCCUGAGGCCCAGGUUGGGGCUCAGUUGAGCCUGUGGCCUCCGGCUUGAGGAGGGUGUGGGCUCCGCCCCCUGCCUGAGCAGAAAGCACAGCUCUGCAUCUCUCGCCAUCAGCUGUGACACUCUGGGUUCCAUGGCCAUCUUCCGUGGCUUUAGAUGCCAGCUGCCCUGGCCCUUCCUCUCCCCUCCGGCCCCAGCACAGCCUGAGGGCUCACAGCCGAGUGUGCCAACUGCCCAGGCGUGGUGGCAGAGCCCAGCCCAGUUCCACACCCCACUGUGGAAUCCAGGACACUCAUGCCGUCCGCCACUGCACUGGGCAUUGGUGAGUCUCCCCCAGGGUGGACAGCAGCGGCGGGACCUCCCCACGCAGACCCCCAGCAGAGCAUCCCAGGAGCCCUCCAGCCAGGCCUUCCCUCCCGUCACCGUGAGCCCCCACUGAGAGCAAGGGCGUUUACAGGCAUCCCCGAGAGGGUGAUUCUGCAAGUGUUUCCUGACCCCCGCCUCCCUUCUUGAUCCCCACUCUCUCCACCUGGACUCACUCACUCCUGCUCAUCUCCUGCCUCCUCCCCACCCACCCCUACUAGGCAAGGGGAGCCUGGGUACUGCUGUCCCUCUGAGUACAGCGGUGCCCCCUUCCAUCUCUGCCUCCGCCACCCACACCCAUAUUAACUGUAAUUUUGUAAGAAGAGUGACUUGUUGGUUUAAUAAAUCUCUAGUUAUUGUAAUAAUUUAUUGGCUACCGUAAUGUAUUUAUUAGUCACCUGCCAUUAAUAAAAAGUGCCAGCUUUUUCUAGUGCCAA
Molecule: messenger RNA, 5221 nt
Organism: Suricata suricatta (meerkat)
Lineage: Eukaryota; Metazoa; Chordata; Mammalia; Carnivora; Herpestidae
Gene: GNAO1
Product: G protein subunit alpha o1
Exons: 8
Coding region: 694-1758 (354 amino acids)
Biological process (GO): adenylate cyclase-modulating G protein-coupled receptor signaling pathway; G protein-coupled dopamine receptor signaling pathway
Cellular component (GO): heterotrimeric G-protein complex
Molecular function (GO): corticotropin-releasing hormone receptor 1 binding; GTPase activity; mu-type opioid receptor binding
Source: RefSeq, a predicted model, not a curated record